Endocarpon pusillum Z07020 is the source of this 999-nucleotide messenger RNA. RefSeq lists its product as uncharacterized. The transcript has 2 exons. Bases 1 to 999 code for a protein of 332 amino acids. The record is from RefSeq and is a predicted model, not a curated record. Gene Ontology annotation, molecular function: protein binding. Lineage: Eukaryota; Fungi; Ascomycota; Eurotiomycetes; Verrucariales; Verrucariaceae.
AUGGAAGACAGUCUUCAGAUUCUCACAAAUGCAUCAGGACGACAAAUGUCUCUAGGUGAUGCCGAUGCUAUCAAGCUUGUAACCGUGCUUGAUGACCCUCCACUUGCACUAGCUACGGCGGGCGCAUACCUAAGUCAGGUGCCAACAAGUUUAUCCGACUAUCUCCGUCACUAUGAAGCAUCAUGGCUGAAGCUGCAGAAAACAGCCCCAGAGCUGACUGAAUAUGAGGAUCGCAUGCUGUACUCUACUUGGCAGAUUUCAUACGAUCAUGUUCAGCGACAGAACAAGGCCUCGGCCAAGUUACUUCAGCUGUGGGCGUAUUUGGAUAGCCAAGACGUUUGGCUCGAACUCCUUCAGCACACUGAGCAAGAUGAUCCAGAAUGGAUACGUGAGAUUACUGAAGACGAACUGAGUUUCAAUGCCGUCGUUCGAGUGCUAUGCGACCACGGGCUUGUGGAGGUGGAUCAGUCACCAGUUGAGCAAGUCGAGUCAAGAGGGUACAGCAUGCAUGGAUGUGUGCACGCGUGGACGAUGCACGUCCUAAACCAAAAGUGGGACGGUGGACUCGCGAGACUGGCUUUGAAGUUUGUGGGAUCGCAUGCUCCUAAACGUGAUAAAGAAAAGUGGUGGGCAACGCAGAGGCGGCUUCUCCAGCAUGCAAACAGAUGUUCGAGCAUGAUACUCAAAGGUUCGGUUGCUAAGGAGGGCAUGGAAGGGAAAAUACACAUGUUAGGAUAUCUCUACGCGGACCAGGACAAGCUGGAGGAGGCCGAGAAGAUGUAUGAGCGGGCGCUGGUCGGAUACGAGAAGGCAUCGGGACCUGACCAUACAUCAACGCUCAACACGAUGAACAAUCUGGGCCUUCUUUACGCGGACCAGGGCAAGCUGGAUGGGGCCGAGAAGAUGUAUAAGCGGGCGCUGGUCGGAUACGAGGAGGGCAUGGGGACCAGACCAUACAUCAACACUCACCACGGUCAACAACUUAGGCCAACUCUAUAA